Molecule: messenger RNA, 768 nt
Organism: Diospyros lotus (date-plum)
Lineage: Eukaryota; Viridiplantae; Streptophyta; Magnoliopsida; Ericales; Ebenaceae
Exons: 4
Coding region: 1-768 (255 amino acids)
Molecular function (GO): zinc ion binding; nucleic acid binding
Source: RefSeq, a predicted model, not a curated record
AUGGUGGAUCAAGUGCUAUUGAGACACUGGACGCAUAGGAUCGAAGCUCGUGGAAACCCACAAGAGGAAGACGUGGUCGUGUUUCUGAAUGCAAUGGAGGAAAUAAUAGAUGAUUAUGCAGAUCUAUAUGGAGAAGCUAUGGAGGAGGAAGUUGAGGAAGAAGCCACUACUGUAGAACCUAAAGAAGAAGAGGACGUCAUCGACUUUAGUAUUGACGAGGACUCCCAUGAGUAUAUAGAAGGACCCCCGGUCGAGUCAGACGAGGACAUUGAACGCGAAGACGAAGAUGAGGAUAUGUCAAUCUACACUUGGGCAGGAUUCAAGAAAGAGUUUAACGACAAGUACUUCCCUAAGAGCUGGAAGGAGGAAAGAAUCUGGGAGUUUAUGUGGCUCAAGCAGACUGAUGAAAUGUUCCAAGUUCUGAGUGGGUGGGACAUUGAUUCCUAUAAAGAAGCAUUGCACCGAGAUCUAACCAUUGAGAGAAACUUGACACGGGUAAAAAUAAUCAAGUCUGAGGAAGGGAGCAAGGGUGGUAAGCUAGGAUGUGCAAUGACUCAACCUAAGGAUGAGGGGAAAUGCUCUCGAUGUAAGAAGAAACACCCUAGGAAGAGAUGCGUUGUAAGAUGCUAUGGAUGCGGUGAAGAAGGUCACAUCGGGAGAAACUGCCAGAAGAAUAAGGGAACGCCCCAAGUUGGGUACCAGGGAAAGAUUGUGUGCUACAAUUGCGGGCAACUGGGGCAUAUCUCGAGAGAAUGCCUAAAGAGGUAG